AUGUUUAGUGUGACUGAGUGGCGAGAGAUCGGGGAUUUCCUUUGGGAUGCGACCCUUAGUGGCAGCAAGUCGGCCAAGGACUUGGGAACAACCUGGCGGGAGGUCAUGAACCAUUUACGAUCAAUGGUUGCAGAGAAAAAGAUGGCUAUGGCUGCUUCAGACCUCCUCGGUCGGGAAACCGAGUCGAUGGAAUCUAUCCGAUUAUUUGGUCAAGGCGUUCCAUCUGCGAAAGGCAUAAUUGUGCCUAUUAAAAAAUCUGCGACAGAGCUAUUACACCCGACACCGUCUCCAGAGGGUGCCACCGCAACGGGUGCUCUGCGCCGCCCUGACAGCUACCGAGAGCCGCCCCCCGUGCUAGAUGAGGACGAGGGUACUAGGGCGGGUCCGAGCGCGCCUCUGAAUGAGAGCGCAGAGUCCGAUAAAGAAAAUGAGCCCACCCCAGCUGCCCCGAUGCCCCGUCCCCGAACAAAACCGUCCGACCGGACUCUAAACCGCUUGCUGCAGCAACUGAACGAAUGCCAUCUGCCUACUGCCGGUCGUGAUGUUCAAGUCCUGACCGAGGAAGGCGUUAUCCUCCACCCUGCCGCUCCCCAAAGUCGUUGGUCUGUGGUUGUAAGGGACGCUAUAUUGGAGGGAGAGUGGCAGGCUGCUUCUGCUGUUGCUUGUCCGGUGCAAACUACUGCUUUACCUGCUGGUUCAGCGGCCGCUGUGUGGAAACCUUUUGAUUUUUUUUUUUGUUUUAUGCAGCUGCGACAAACUGUUACACAGUAUGGUUUACAAUCAGAACCAGCCAAGCACCUGCUGAAUUAUUUGUUUGACUCUGAAAUCAUGACACCCAGUGACUGUACUUCGCUAGCCAGAUUGCUUCUUACACCAGCACAGUUCCCCGCGCCCCGCCAGCGUGCCGUGCCGUGCCGUGCCGUGCCCCGCAGCUCCCCCCGCUCGCCCGCCCACCCACCGCCACGGAUCCCCCCAGCUGCUGGCGAAAAGCGGAGUCCAGAGUUCGGUGUGGAGCUGCAGAUCGCACCCCCGCCGGUGAUAAAGGACCUAUAUGGGUCCCUAGCAAGUUUGUGCGACCUGUAUGUCAAGAUCAGAAGACGGAAGAGAAGACUCAGAGCGAGCAGACGGAAUAAACUGUCUAUGUUGUAA
Falco peregrinus (peregrine falcon) is the source of this 1149-nucleotide messenger RNA. RefSeq lists its product as uncharacterized. Gene Ontology annotation, biological process: viral process. The record is from RefSeq and is a predicted model, not a curated record. Bases 1 to 1149 code for a protein of 382 amino acids. NCBI's taxonomy places the organism in Eukaryota, Metazoa, Chordata, Aves, Falconiformes, Falconidae. The transcript has 2 exons.